Messenger RNA from Iphiclides podalirius (scarce swallowtail), 1008 nucleotides. NCBI's taxonomy places the organism in Eukaryota, Metazoa, Arthropoda, Insecta, Lepidoptera, Papilionidae. The record is from the annotation of a GenBank genome assembly.
AUGGGUGGAACUAUGGCUCUUUUUUGCUUAUCCCUUCUUAUAUCAAUAAUUGGAUCUAAUGCUGCUGGAGAAUUUAGUGUACUUCAUAGUCCAGAAUCCCUAAAAUUUUCGGGAUCUAGCAAAGUUGGCGAAAGCCUGCUAAAGGAAAUAUUUUCAGCUUGUUUUGGCCUCUCUGUAGAAGAGAAUUCUGAUUGGAAUGGGUUAUCUAUAGUAGAUCCCUUUAACACCCCAGAAGCUAUUGUAGAAGUUUAUAUUGAAGGCGUAUCUGGCCUUGGGAAUGCUGCCCAUCUUGAUGCAAAAAAUUACCCACUAGUGGUUGAUGAGUAUGAACCUGACACAUUUGCAGAAAUACGUCACAGACUUAAGCAGCGCUUUACUAAUGGAGGCAACAUUCUUGUUGAUGUUAAAUUGUCUGAGCCAGGAGAGUUUCAAUCAUAUUCUGAAGUUUUUGGAAAUGUAGCUCCACUUAAGGUUACCAAGCAAUCACUGCAGCACUUGAAGCUCAAUGUGGAAGAAGACUACCAAUUUCUGGCAGAACUGGAGGCACUAAAAGCAUUUAUUAAUAAGGUUCAGUCAGGCGCAGUCAGCCCAGACAACAUUGUUGAUUUCUACAACUUUAGAUUCCGUUCUCUCCACGCCUUGUCUGACUUCCAUGGACCCAAAUCAUUACAAGCUAAAGAAGCAAAAAAAUUGCUUGGUGAGGCCCUUGAAGAUCUCAGCAAAGCUUUUGUUAAAGCUUAUGAUGGCUCUGUGUUGGUAACAGCAGUAACUACUGAUGUAGCCCAUACUCGCCGUGCUGUCCGUGCUGCAAUUGAACCAAGAGAUGAGGUGACACAAGACGACGACGCAUAUUCCGCAGACUAUGCAGCCAUCUUCAACAUUAUUUUAUGGUUUGGUGUUGUGUUUACAUUCACCCUUGUUGCUAUAGUGUAUGCAAUCAUGGACAUGGAUCCAGGCAGAGAUUCUAUCAUCUAUCGAAUGACUAACACUAGAAUGAAGAAGGAUAAU